Molecule: messenger RNA, 3108 nt
Organism: Harpia harpyja (harpy eagle)
Lineage: Eukaryota; Metazoa; Chordata; Aves; Accipitriformes; Accipitridae
Product: E3 ubiquitin-protein ligase TRIM36-like
Exons: 11
Coding region: 45-2285 (746 amino acids)
Molecular function (GO): protein binding; zinc ion binding
Source: RefSeq, a predicted model, not a curated record
GGCCUUCUGCCGGGGCGCGGCUGACCCGCGUGGAGCGCGGGGCCAUGGCGGUGGGCGCCGAGAGCAGCCGCUUCGGCUACAUCUUGGACCUGCUGAAGCGCGACAAGGUUACCAUUAAGGGUAUCGAAAGAGAGCUCAUCUGCCCGGCAUGCAAGGAAUUAUUUACCCAUCCACUGAUCCUUCCUUGCCAGCACAACGUCUGUCACAAAUGUGUGAAAGAAAUACUCUUUGCAUUUGAGGACACUUUUGCUGAUGGAGGCUCUGAAUCCUCUAAUCAGAGUAGCCCUCGAAUUAAAAUCUCUUCUUCUAGCAUGGACAGAAUUGACAGGAUUAGUAGAUCAGCCUCACAGAGGAGGUCUUUUGGGUGGAGAGGAUUUGGUGUCUACACAGGCAGAAAACGCAAUUCACUGACUCCUCGAUCGAGUCUAUUUCCUUGUCCGGGUUGCCAGCGGGAUAUUGAUCUUGGAGAACGUGGCAUCAAUGGCUUAUUUCGCAAUUUUACUCUGGAAACCAUUGUGGAAAGGUACAGACAGGCAGCCAGGGCAGCCAUUGCUAUUACGUGCGAUUUCUGCAAACCUCCACCUCAAGAGUCCACAAAGAGCUGCAUGGACUGCAGUGCAAGCUAUUGCAAUGAAUGUUUCAAAAUACACCAUCCUUGGGGAACUGUGAAAGCCCAGCAUGAAUAUGUAGGACCAACCACCAACUUCAGACCCAAGAUUUUGAUGUGUCCAGAACAUGAAAUGGAGAGGGUAAACAUGUACUGUGAACUCUGCAGAAGGCCUGUUUGUCAUCUUUGUAAACUGGGUGGAUGUCAUGCAAACCAUAGAGUAACAACCAUGAGCACUGCCUACAAAACCCUUAAGGAGAAGCUUUCAAAAGAUAUUGAGUACCUCAUCAGUAAGGAGAGCCAGGUGAAAGCUCACAUCACACAGCUGGAUCUGCUGCUGAAAGAAACAGAGUGCAACAGUGAAAGAGCUAAAGAAGAAGCAUCUCAGAGUUUUGAGAAAUUAUCUCAUGUCCUGGAAGAGAAGAAAUCUGCAGCUCUUAAGGCAAUUGAAGCCUCUAAGAAUUUAAGGCUGGAAAAAUUGCAGACACAAGCAGAAGAAUAUCAAGGGCUCCUGGAAAGUAAUGGCCUUGUAGGAUAUGCUCAAGAAGUGCUUAAAGAAACUGAUCCAUCUUUUUUUGUUCAAACAGCAAAACAACUUCAUGUCAGAAUCCAAAAAGCUACUGAAUCUCUGAAGAACUUCAGGCCAGCAGCUGAAACUACUUUUGAAGACUUUGUGGUGGACAUAGCCAAGCAAGAAGACAUCCUUGGUGACUUGGCCUUCCAUUCCAAUGGUCUAGAAACACCAGAAAUCAAUGAAGAGCAGAGCAGAGUCUACAACAAAGCUCUGAUCAGUUGGGAAUGCCCUGGGAAGACAGACUCAGCUGAUACCUAUGUUCUUGAGUAUCAUAAGCUUAAUAGAGAAGAGGAGAGUGCGACGUGGCAGGAGAUCAAAGUUUGCAGCAAGAGCAAAGUAAUAUCUGAUCUUGAUGACAACAGCAGCUAUGCCUUUAGAGUUCGAGGAUAUAAAGGGUCCAUCUGUAGCCCUUGGAGCCAAGAAGUUAUUUUGCAUACGCCUCCAGCUCCAGUUUUCAGUUUUCUUUUUGAUGACAAAUGUGGGUACAACAGCGAACAUCUCCUGCUGAACCCAGGAAGAACCUCUGUGGAAAGCAGGGCUGGAUUUCCUCUACUGCUGGGAUCUGAGCACAUGCAGGUCGGAUGCUACACAACCCUGGAUUACAUCAUUGGUGACACUGGGAUUGCCAAAGGGAAGCACUUCUGGGCUUUUCAUGUGGAAGCCUAUUCCUACCUGGUGAAAGUGGGAGUUCUUUCUAGCAGCAAGAUACAGAAAUUGUUCCAUAAUACCCAUGAUGUGACCAGCCCAAGAUAUGAGCAAGACAGUGGUCAUGACAGUGGGAGUGAAGAUGCCUUCUUUGACUCAUCACAGCCUGUCACACUGGUCACUUUAGGCAUGAAGAAGUUCUUUAUCCCCAUGACACCUGCUUCCCCCAAGGAUCCAGCAAGCAGAAUCCUCCCCCUGCCGUCGUGCUUGGGCAUCUGCCUUGACUGUGACAAAGGCAAGGUGGGGUUUUACGACGCAGGUUGUAUGAAAUGCCUUUAUGAAUCCAAGGUGGACUGCUCUGGCAUGAUGUACCCAGCAUUUGCCUUAAUGGGUGGCGCAGCGGUUCAUCUUGAGGAAGCUGUCAGAGCAAGGUAUGGGGAGUACCACGAUGACAUCUAGUGCAGUAAUCUCUUCCCAUUGCUGUUCUGAGAUGGAAAAUGAGAGCAGAAGAAUUCUACCUUAUUUUUCAGUCCUGAUUAAUUACAUUCUAUCUAUGUGUUGCUCACAAGCCUCCGGGCCACGUUUUUUUUAAACUAACAGUCCAGACACUUCCCACACCAGUGGGAAAUGUUCUUCCAGGAACUCUCCUGCCUUUCUUGUGAUCUGUGCAAUGCUGUUAUCCGCAGACUUUCUUCCCAGGGGGAAGCAGGGAAGAAGUUUGACUAGCAACCAAAAUUACUCUUCAGGGGUAGAAAUCUGCCUUUUCUGUAACUUAAAUCUACAUAGUCAGUUUUCCAUUGAAUGAAGUCAAAGCUGGCAGCACGUGAUUGCUGUUCUCCUUUUAAGAAAUCUGCCUGAAUACCUCUGAAGGGUCAAAUGUUUUCCAGUUAACCCCUGAGCACCAGAGGCUGGGCCUUUCAGAUCGAAAUAACAUUUGCAAAAAUACAAUAUAAAGCAGGGAGAAAUCAGAACUGCAGCUGAACGUUUAGGUUCUCAGCACAUUGCUGGUUCAUGUCCAAUUUUUCAUCCACCAGGAUCCGCAAGUCCUUCUCUGCAGGGCUGCUCUCCAUCCCCCAGCCUGUACUGACACUGGGGACUGCCCAGACCCAAGUGCAGGACCUUGCAUGUGGCCUCAGUGAACCUCAUGAGGUUCACAUGGGCCCACUCCUCAAACCUGUCAGGGUCCGUCUGGAUGGCAAUCCUUCCCUCUAGCAAGUGAACUGCUCAGUUUGGUGUCAUCUGCAAACUUGCUGAGGGUGUACUCAAUCCCACUGUGUUGUUA